Molecule: messenger RNA, 1979 nt
Organism: Ochlerotatus camptorhynchus
Lineage: Eukaryota; Metazoa; Arthropoda; Insecta; Diptera; Culicidae
Gene: Pvf1
Product: PDGF- and VEGF-related factor 1
Exons: 6
Coding region: 448-1410 (320 amino acids)
Biological process (GO): positive regulation of cell population proliferation; positive regulation of protein autophosphorylation
Cellular component (GO): membrane
Molecular function (GO): growth factor activity; growth factor receptor binding
Source: RefSeq, a predicted model, not a curated record
UCAGCCAGCCAACGGUGAGUGAGAGCGUGCUCGACAGCAGACCGAAGCGUACGCAACUUAAUUUCUAUACGACGUUCCUGGACUGGGCACGUCCAUCGGUUAGUACGAAUCAAGCGAGCAACCUGUUCGGACGGAACGUUCCUCCGCCGUGGUCAGUCAGUCAAUCAGUGGUCAAUUGUGUGGUGGUGUUGUUGCACAUUUUUCGAUUGAGUCAAGUGGAUACAAUCACAAGAUGAUGCACACUAAUUGAGGAUAAGAAAACGGAAAGUAAGAAAAUCACCGCAAAUUGGUUCAAGAUAUCGCGCAGUGAGAGGCGCGUGCUGCACAAGUGCAAUUUUCGUGUUUAUCGGUGCGCUGCGGUCAAGAGGACGAGAAUAAUCGAAAAUCGGUGUCUGUGUUUGUGUGAAGAAGAGCAACGGAAAGGAUCUUAUCGAAGCAGGCGAGAAAAUGUGGCGAUUUCAAGUGCAUCAAGCAGGCGUUGCAGCGUCGGGUCUGCUGCUCCUGUCGGUGUUAUUGAUCAGUGUAGUUAGCUGGACAGACGCGACGGCCCUUGAAGGCAGCCCGUACAACGGGCGUCUCUAUCAACAACGAACCGCCUACAAUGGGAACCGCAUGGUUUUCCCGAACGAAAAGGAGCGAUACAAUGUAAUCAGCAAGGACGUGAAGCGCGAAGUGGAUGAGGACGACGGUUGCUGCUACGAUGAUAUCCCACUGGAGCUGGCCCUGCAGUUGGGCAAUAUCACCAGCAGUGACGACGUGUUCACCAAUGGCUUGGUCGAAGAGGAUUCGAUUGAUCAGCGUAUCUUCAACAAGGGAUAUGGAGAACGAUCGGCCGGGGAGACACCCAAACCUGCCGGAUGCAACACGGAAGCAACGAUAGUAAGUCUACGUCCGGCGAACAACACCGAUCCUAGAUUGAUCUUCAGCCCCUCCUGUACCCGAGUGCAGCGCUGCAGCGGCUGUUGCGUAUCCAAACGGCUUUCAUGUCAACCGACUUCGACCCGGCAAAGAGCUUUCUCGGUCAACAUCCUCGAGUACUUAUCCGGUGUCAAGACCCGCUUCAAGAACCGCGAUAUAGCCCUAAUCGAAGAGCAUGUGGGUUGUGCCUGCCAGUGUCGGGUCAAGGAGGAACACUGCACGCCGCUGCAGAAAUACAACGCCCGUAACUGUCGGUGCGAGUGCAAAAACUUAGACGACCGAUCCAAAUGUCUCCAGCAGAGUGACAUCAAACAGUGGAACCCGGAGACGUGCCUGUGCGAAUGUCUAGAUCCAACGGAUUGUACCAGCGGGUCGUACUAUGAUCAGAACGCUUGCAAGUGCCUACAGAUCUAUUCGGCCACUCGUUCCCGCAACCAAUCGACGCUGGAUCGUAGGCGACUUAUUCUGAAACCUGUCCCGUCGCUAUCCUAAAGCAACAGCAAAUCUUUCAAAGAGAGGAUGUGGAAAAUAUGUACAUGAAUGUGCGCACCCAGUGAUUCAACUAUGCGAAAGGCGAAGGGAAAUCUAUUAAAAAAAGAAGAGCACAACACCAUCAUAAUUGCAGAAAUUUACAGUACAAAUCAAAAGGGAAGCCGAGAUUGCGAGUCACAAAGUUUAUAUUUUAACUCCAAUGACUGGUCGCCGCUUAGCGGCGAGUGAAAUAAGAACACAUUAACGAAUCAGAAUUGUAGUUAAGCAGAAAAAAAGGACAUUCCUAAUGAACACAAAGCGGAAUACACUACCGUUCGGGUAUCGAUUUGGGUUCAAACGAACGCGAGUAUAAUAAAUGCCAGGAAAGGGUGAACAAUGCCAUACCUAAACUUCCAGAGUAGUGCAUCACGGAAGGCGAAUGUUGUGUGAGGUCUGAGAGGUUUUUAAUUUUAUUUUAUUCAAUGAGCAUGAUUUGAAACAAGGCGUGGAAAUUAUUUAUUUCUAUGUUUAUAUGCAGAUUUCUAUAAUAAAGAAGAAACAUUCUAGAGCGAACAAAAAUAAUUGUUUUC